This is a messenger RNA of Syngnathus acus (greater pipefish), 6414 nucleotides long. RefSeq names its product jade family PHD finger 2 (gene jade2). The coding region runs from base 704 to 3199 and encodes 831 amino acids. Gene Ontology annotation, cellular component: histone acetyltransferase complex. The record is from RefSeq and is a predicted model, not a curated record. Lineage: Eukaryota; Metazoa; Chordata; Actinopteri; Syngnathiformes; Syngnathidae. The transcript is spliced from 14 exons. Gene Ontology annotation, biological process: regulation of transcription by RNA polymerase II.
GCACCUCAGCGUCGGUGCAACGAGGAAGUGCAACAACCGUGCUGCUCAAUUCAAAGUACGCCAUAAAUAUGGCGCCAAAAGAGUUUUCAAGCUAAAGCUGCACCGCUCUUUUCCUCUUCCACAUUUGUUUAGUCCCUCACUCUUUUUUUUAAGGAGGAGCGUGCAGGGCUGCCGAACGGAGGGGAACGUUCGUCUUGUGCACAACCGCGUCCAGCACCGUGCAGCCGGCCAGAGAGGGACGAGGAGGAGGUGGUAGUGUGUUUUGGAAGAAGCAGAGAAGAGGUGGGGGGGUUGCGAAACAAACUGCAAUAUUUUUGGGGACAUCGGUUUUUGACAAUCCAUUUUUGAACGCUAGUGUAUUUUCGUGCAAAAAAAAAAAAAAUGCGACAUGAUUGUUUCCAGUAAGCAGCAUGUCGUACCCUGCAAGCCGCUCAGCGCGCACUGAACGGCGGCGGCGGCGGCGACACCCCGGCCCCUCGGCUCCGUGACCUGGAGCUUCUCCAUUCUCCAUCUCACUCCCCCCCCCGAUUUUUUGUUUUCAUUUUCUUUGGAUUUCCUGGAUUUUUUUUCUAAACUGUCAAGGUGGGUGGGAGGGGGAAGACUCCUGUCAACCCAACGUGGAAGUUAAGCCAGAGGAACAUUUACAUGUUUUUGGAUCCCGAUGGUCUCCUAAUCGGUGGGACGCCCUCCCCAGCAGAACAAGAUGGAGAGCGAGACAAAGAGGAGGAAAUAUUCGACCAGCAGCAACGACUCGGACACCACCGACAGUCAGGUGACGUCGUGGUCCAGGUCGUCCAAGAACGCGGCCGCGGCCACCAGCAUCACGUGGGUACGACAUCAGCACAAGAAGCAUUCCGAGGUGUUUCGCACCGAUUUCAUCACGGCCAUGAAGCUCCCCGACUCUGCUCAGCUGGGCCCGGAUGACUUUUAUGUGUUGUCGGACCCUUGGAGGCAAGAGUGGGAGAAAGGAGUGCAGGUGCCCGCCAACCUGGAGGCCAUCCCGCAGCCGCUGGUCAGGCUACUGCCGGAGUCACCAAGUAGAACGUCCAACGAGGGCGACCCUUUGCCUCUUCCCGGCCAAGCGUACGGCUGCUACGACUUGGACGACACGGACGUGGCUUGGCUGGAACUCGUCAACCAAGAGUUUGCGCAGAUGGCGAUGCCCGAGCUGGCAGAGCUGACGAUGGAGCGCGUUCUGGUCGAGCUGGAGCGGGUGUGCGAGGAGAAGAUGCGGCAGGCCAUCGAGGCAGAGGAAGGCCUGGGCAUCGAGUACGACGAGGACGUGGUCUGCGAUGUCUGCCGCUCGCCCGAGGGCGAGGACGGCAAUGAGAUGGUCUUCUGCGACAAGUGCAACGUUUGCGUGCACCAGGCCUGCUACGGCAUCCUGAAGGUCCCGCAGGGCAACUGGCUUUGUCGGACGUGCGCCCUGGGCGUGCAGCCCAAGUGUCUGCUGUGCCCCAAGCGGGGCGGCGCCCUCAAACCCACCCGCAGUGGAACCAAGUGGGUCCACGUCAGCUGUGCCUUAUGGAUACCUGAGGUGAGUAUAGGUUGUCCGGAGAAGAUGGAGCCCAUCACUAAGGUGUCCCACAUUCCCGCCAGCCGAUGGGCUCUGUCCUGCAGCUUAUGUCGAGAGCACACCGGAACAUGCAUACAGUGUUCGAUGCCCUCGUGUAUUGUGGCCUUCCACGUGACGUGCGCCUUCGACCACGGUCUGGAGAUGAGGACCAUCCUGGCCGAGAACGACGAAGUCCGCUUCAAGUCUUUCUGUCUGGAGCACAGCGGCGGCGGAACGGCCCGACCCGAGCGGGCGCCCGAGCUCCCGGAACCCCGUUUGGUACCGUACAGUGUGUCCGAGAGGGCCGAGCGGGACCAGCUGGAGCGAGACAAGGUGAGCCAGCGGAAGCAGAAGCUCCAGGAACUGGAGGACGAGUUCUACCGACUGGUGGACCCCGGCGAGGUGGCGGAGAACAUGGCGCUGCCUGUCACGCAGGUGGACUUCCUGUACCAGUUCUGGAAACUGAAAAGGAAGGCCAACUUCAACCAACCUCUGGUGACUCUAAAACGAGACGAGGUGGACAACCUGGCCCAGCAGGAGCAGGACGUCCUCUACCGAAGGCUCAAGCUUUUCACACACCUCCGACAAGACUUGGAGAGGGUGCGUAACCUGUGCUACAUGGUAACACGGCGGGAGAAGAUGAAGCACAGCCUGUGCGACCUCCAGGAGAAGAUCUUCCACUUGCAAAUACAACUGCUGGAAGAAGACAUGGCCGGAGAGAGAGCCCAGAAGGGAGGUGGAGGUGGAGGAGGAGGAAAGCUGAGUGCAGGGAAGGAGAGCAGGAGGAAGAAUAGUCCUGACAAAGGAAAGGAAAGAUGGAAGUCAGACAGUGACUCGCUGCUUAAGGAGAUAGGUUUGUCCAAGUCCUUCCCAUUGGACAACCCGUUGUUCGACAGCUGGCUGGCUCAGUCUGUGCAUAUCACAGCCGACGACAUGCUCACCAAGUGGGCUCUGGGUCCACAGCACAGAGACAAGAGUGGUAGCCUGCUGUCCGACCAGCUGCUGCAGGGUGAAGAGAGUUUGCUCAAUCUGAUGAUGGAAAACUCAAUGGAGUCCACGUGGAAGACGCCCCAGCUAGGUCGCAAAUCCAGAGGCAACUGCAAAUCCCGCGCCCGCGGACACACGGCCACCUCUGGGACCGCACCGCUGCCGCCACGGACACUUCUAUCCGCCGGCUCAGGUUCCGGCGCCUCUGCCGUAAAGGCCGCGUGGGCGGGCAGAGGGACGGAGGAAAAGCACGGCGCCCGCAAGGGGUCCCGAGGUUCCUCCAGAGUCCUCCAUCACCACCUCCACCGUCACCACACCAGGAGUUCCGACCUGCAGCCGCCCAUCUCCAAAAUGGACUCCUGCCACAUCUCUGAGGACAGCGGGCCGUGGGGCAGCAAAAGCGCCACGUCCAGGCUGCCGCCCGUCGCGCCGUCCCCACGGCUGCGCAUGUCACGCCAAGUUAAAUCUAGAGGGCGAGGCGGCGGCGGGUCAGCGUCCGAGCCCAAGGACGAGCGUUUGCUCUACGGCGACGGUUACUUUUCCGACGGCGAGCAGGAUGACUUGGACACGCGCCCUGGCGACGCACGUAAACUCCGCCUGGCGCAGUUGCAUUCCGGGAAGGAGGACCUGCUGAGGCGGAGCGUCAUGGCGUCCUAAGGACCCUGAACGCAUCACAGACAUGCUAGCGCUCUCGCUAGCCGACUCUCUCCACCUGUGCCCUGAGCAUUCUUUGAAUGUAGCCACUAGCCUCCUCGCGUGUCACCGCUAGGUAACGAACGAAAAUAGGAAACAGGCGUUCGUUUUUUUUUAUCCGAUUUUUGCGCGUUGAAAGACUUCGUUAUUGUAGUCUUUGUGGCAUUCUUCUAAAUAGCGUAACCAAGGCUGGUUUCAGGGUCUUCUUUGAAUAGCAGAUGGCGUCGGAAAGCACAAGUAUAGUGUUAUUAGCACUGGCUGGUUUACGAAAAAAAGACGCUUGGUCGUUUCCACGUGGAUGAAGAGUUGGAGUUAGAAAGAUAAGAACGUACAAAACCAUUCUUCCUUAUUCAAAAUUCCAUUUCUUUGCCUGGAAUAAACUCUGUGCCUUCUGUCGCACCCCCUCCCCUCAAAGACCCCGCUCCUAGCCAAACAAUUGCCGACCAAUCAGCUGUCGCCCAAUCCGAUUUAGAACAAUCAAUGCGAAUGUGUCACCUUAAUCAUUUUAGAGUGCCUGAACAGAGGAUGUACGGACAAUAUUUUGCCAUUUUUCACGCCCUAUCAUCAGAGGUGUGUUUUCAACGUUGUGCAGUGCCAGUUAACAGCCUCUAGAGGGCAGCAUUUAGCACGUCCGACUUCCUGUUCCAUUUACUUUAGCCAACAGAUCACGUGGCUAGGCUAACGAGGCUAAACUCCCACGUAAUGUCGACCAAGUUUGUCCGACAAUUUGUGCGAUUUAAAAAAAAAAAAAAGAAGACUUUGCUGUUUUUGUAUUGAAGGACGUCUGUGGUUAUCUCAGGGGUUUUAAGAAAAAUGGUUAAAAUAAUGUCUCUAACUUGACUGAUGUUUUAUUUUUUUGCAUAAAAAUUAAACGAUUCCGCUAGCAACCGCUAACGUAUCUAUAUGAAUAUAUAUAUAUAAAGAAAGCGACGCGUGUAUGUCGAAAACUUCCACUUUGGACGACUACUGAGCACUCGGUAUGGUCAUACGACCAUAAUGCCGAGGCCAAUCAGCUGCGUGGGCCCAAUUUUUACGUCCUGUAUUGUUUUUUUUGUGUCGCUCCGCAAUUCCGACGCGAUGUUUCAAAACGGCGUGUUACUGCUGAACUGACGAUCACACACUCAUUUAAGGCAGGUUUGGUGUAACAGGGUUUGAUGAUACGACCAGGCGUCAGCUAUCGAGUGUAUGCGUUGCGGACGCUACAAAUACGUUCCCGAAGCGUUCCUGAUGCUUCUGUAUGUUCGUACAAAACUCCUGGAUGUGCCCCUGACACUCCCGUAUGCAUUCCUAAUGUCUCCAUGUCCUUUCUUGACGCUCCGGUAUGCGAAGCCAAUACUCCUAUAUGCGCUCCUUCCAAGAGUCUUUUGUUAUUAAUAGUACUGCUGGCAACAAGAAUGACAACUUUUGAUGUUUUCUGUGUAGACAGCGAAGGUCGUAGCACGUAGUAGUGAUAAGACACGGUGGUUAUGUCUUGUCAGUGUACACAAACCGCUAUCAGACAAUAUUUACAGUGUGGCGGUCACGCCCUCUCCUUCCUCGCAAACUAGCUUCCUAGGCAAAUGUAGACAAGAGGGAAUCUUUGCCUCCUGUGUCGAGUAGAUGCUAAGUAACUGUCGUGUGCUACUUUGGAUUUGUUGUUGGCUGUGACGUUCAGAUCAUAUUCCGAUCUUUUUUCAAAUAACUUCUAUUUCUUUUUCAUCGAGGGAUUCUGGUCAUGUGACACUUGUUUUAAAAACUGAAAUCUCUGACCACGUGAAAACACAUUCAACAGGUAGCACUAUAGCUCGAAGAAAGUCAUUUGGGGAAUAGAUUUGACAAUGGUUAAAGCGUGGAGGGAAAACGAGAAUAAUAUAUGUGGACUGAUAAAUGAUUUGAUGGCACUUCUGAAUACACAAUUUCAACUUCAUCUUGUCAUCGGUAGCGUUUUGCAACAAAGCGCCCAUAACAGGUUGAAAUGCUAACCUCAUUGUGAGCUCCUACUCUAUUUAAGACAACCGGUCUAGUGACUCGCUCCUGCCCUCUUGAGGCACAAAGUGUUAUUACAAAUUCGUUUGCCUUUGGCUUUUGCAUAUUUUUUACCUUUAAUCAACUACAAUUUUCAGGUUAUAAAGCAAAGAAUUUCACGCGCUUAUUUGUUUACUUAGUAUUACACUUUAGUUUGCUUUAAUCCAGUUGGUCCCCCCCUCGGGUCCGGUUCAGCCAACCAAAUCAGCCACUCGGUGACAUUAUCAUAGCAACUAGCAUGUAAACCGAGACUAGACACAUUAUAGACUUGACGGUUUAGCAUGUUAGCAUGUCAUCAUGAACGUGUAGUAUUUUCUGCCUCGUUUUCUUAGAUAAAAAGAAUAAUUUGCAUCUGGUUAUUUGCUGGCAUAAUUUAGCCCAGGAUGUUUUUGUCCACAUGGGUAUUAAAUCAUCAAAAAAGAAAUAAAAGGGCAGCGUCGAGACGCAUUAGAGCGCACUUGCAAUUUUUAUGAACCGAACCCUGGGGGGGGGUCAUGGACCAAGUUUACAAACUCAUCACCUGAUUCUGACCAGAAAAAGAAAGCACCUCAACUAAACAUUUAAAGCAGCACUUAAUCCAGAUCCAAAUCUGAAUCCUUAAAAAAAAAAAAAAAUCCUCUGCUGCAUCAAAAGCUUUUUUUUUUUUUUUGUUCAACAAAUGAAUAUGAAUGUCGCAGGGGUUUUAUCCUUCUGUCUUCUUUUUAUUUCGAAAGAAUGUUGUGCCAUUUGUGAAUAGCAAAGAGAACUAUUGAACAUAUAUGAAAAGAAGAAAAAGCUAUUUUAAAUUAUUUUUUAUCUUUCUCUGGCAUUUUGUUUUGCUAUAUUUAUUUUCUUGUAUUAGAGUCUUCUUUGUAGGAGGGCGGGACAACUUUAAAAACAAACAAACGUGUAUUUUUCCUUAGCGCGAGAAGCCUAUUUUCUUCCUUUUUGUACAAUUUGGAUGUUUGGAGCGAGACUUUGACAAGCAAUAUGAUGAUGUCCUUCCUCUGUGACUGUAUAUCUGCAUGCUCUUUGUGUGUUGCCUUAACCAUGGCUGCCCCCCCCCCCCCCCUCCUUUAAAUCCACCCCAAAUCCCUUUUACCUGGUGGCGCCCCACCUGGUCCGGUCCAGUGCAGUCCAAUAAAAGCAGUGCUUUCUGUGUACUCCCACAACCUUUGCACUCGUCUUCUUCCGCA